Amoebophrya sp. A120 is the source of this 3639-nucleotide messenger RNA. NCBI's taxonomy places the organism in Eukaryota, Dinophyceae, Syndiniales, Amoebophryaceae. The record is from the annotation of a GenBank genome assembly.
UUCGUUUUGAUUUUGAAGCCUUGAGGCUGGUACAAUCUUUCGCAACUGUUUAUUUUCGGCGGAUAACGACUCUUGAACGAACAACGAGGACAUCGAAAAAUUUUCCAUGGUGAACAACAACAAGGUGACCUUCUUACGAGCAGCUAGUUGCAAAAGCAAAAAGUAGAGAAGCGCAACACUGUACUGGAAAACGACUCGAUUCUUUCACGUAGAAUCACGCGCUUUCAGAAUCUAUUGAAAAGCGACUAGGUUCUUUCAUGUUUUUUUUAUAACUGUAGCACACGUUCACAUUCAGAAUUCAGAUUCAGUAGUAACUGCUGCCAAAGGGCGACUGUCUAUUUGUUCUUAUUUUUACCGCAGUAUCUAUCAGAUGCAAAGUCAAGUGGUAGACUUCUGGUACUGUUCUACGUAACAACCAACGCGAAGAGGUACAGCAGAUUUGUAAAGAAACUCGCUCGCUACUCACCCUACAAAACCUCCUACCUAGAAAUACAAUAUAAGUACAUAGAUGCGGCAAGUUGACGACUUUUUUUCUUUGUGAUCAACUUGUCUCUCUAGUCUUUGAUUGUCCACAACUUCGAACGAGGAGAUUGUCCACAACUGCAGCGUAGUUAGGUGGUAGCAAAGCGUAAAAGGCUAAAAAGAAAAAAUAAAAAACAAGAAGAAGUUCCUCCUGCUCGUCACAGCACAACUUUUAGACUUUUCAGCUCAACAACCUCUCGAUCACUUCACAGACUUUUAGAAGCUACAGCUUUUUACUCACAACAGAAACAGUUCAUGCAGGCUUUUUACCUUUUCAAAACAGCAAUUUUAACAGACGACAACUCCUGUUCAGGAGCAGUUCUAUCAGUCGACUUUGUAACUUUUAGCCAACCAGGUAGCUUUCGACAACAAAAAGACUUUAGAUUAAGGCUCUCUUUCCUCGAAGACAACUUUUCUGAAAAACACGUUUUUGACAUUGACUUACGACACACGUUUUAACUUUUCAACAACAGCUUUUUACUUGCAGCAGCAGACUUUUAACUUUCGACGCUUCUACCUUUCUAAGUUUUACAGCAGGGUAGACAAGUUAGGCUCUCGCUCCUAGCAACAGUCCAUUUUUCUAAGGCAGAGGCCAAAGCAGCUCUGCCAAGUGGUCCUUUUUCUUGAAAUAGCGCUAAUCAUGUGAGGGGAAACACAAACUUCCAAACGGUUCCACAUGACCUUCAACAACAAACAAACAAACAAACUUCGAACGAGGAAAAUUAAUCUCCAUCUGUAUAAACUAGUUGCAUUUAUCUUGCUUUAUUUCACUAUCAUAUCUCCGCAGUUGAGAGAACUAUUACCUACCUUCACUAGAAGUAGUGCACGUUUCUUCCACUGCUGGUCCGUAGUUCGUUGUGUUAUUAUUUGCACGUCGUGUCCAACUCCAAGUCCAAUCGGGCGAACAACAUGGCACGAUUCUAUUGGUGCCGGGCGCAUUUUUCGCCUGUCAUACUGAGCUGGAUCACCACCUUCCUACUUUUGAACAAUCCGGCCCUCCCCACUGGGAUUGUGUCAGCGCACGAAGUCCUGGAGAAAGUUGUCUUCGAGGUUGAAUGGAAUGCGAAAACGGGCGAGGCAAGACUCAAGUUGCGAAGUCCUGGCCCUGCCCCCCAGACCGACGAGCUCUCCGAAUUCAGCGGCGAUGACGCUCGAUCCGAUGACGCAUCGUUUCCACAGGCGGGCGCACCGGCGCUUCGCGCAGCCCCGCAGACCGACACAGUGAAGGAGCAGUCCUACAGACUGCGGAAAUUCGCAGCGCAGGAACGGGAAAGACUCGAGCAGACGGGUGUCUGGCCUGCGGUUCUGGAGUUCCAGAUUCUGCCAUCCGCAGUCACAGAAGAAGAAUUGCAGAGGCGCAUGCUGGAAGAGAAGGCGCAGCACGAUUUGCAAGAGCAAAUUUGUGCGAAAAUGGCAGGGAUGGCGGUAAUAUCAGUCCCACCUUCUGAGCAGCGGCGUGCAGAACAAGUCGUGCCAGGAAUGCCCUCAGCCCACUCGGUGAAAUUAUCCUCACCCGCCGGGGGCAGCUCUCCUGACAUGAGCGCGCCGUCUUGCAGCAGCUGGGUGCCUUCCGCGGAGCUGAUGGAACUGCGGAGGCAGCUGGAGGAGAGCCAGGAGUUCCCAACCAGCAUCCGGGUACUGCGUGACGUUCUUAGCACCGCCGUCGUUGACCGUUCGAAGAACACGCACCGCACAAACGCGGCGGCGCAAAUGCGAAAACACCAGGUCGGGCGGGAGGCGGAGUCGUAUUCGCAGGCGAGGGCGCCAGCGCCAGCAGGGCAAGCGCAAGUUCCAACACCUUACCCAGCAGCUUCUUCGCAGGAGGGCAGUGCUCUAUCCAGCGCUGGCUACUCCAUUUCGUAUCCGAAGCUGCGGCUUAAAAAGUUGGGCAGGCGCCUCCCGCUUCCAGCUUCACCGCCCCGCGCGAAUCCGCCCAUGUCCUCGUCUCUGUCUGCCGUCCCACUGGAGACACUCAGCCUGCAGGUUGUACCCGGGUUUUUCGGCAAUGAUCCUAAGGAGUUUCCCAGAGGGCGUUUGCGAGAACAGGAGCCGAGCGACCUGGUCGAUAUCCAUCUUCUGGGCAACGGUUGGGACACGUCUUACGCAGGGUUCCACCGAAAGCUUACCUACUGGCCCGCCGAUGGUCGGUGCGCAAAGCUCCGCGAUGGCCAUUGGGCUUUGCCCUCGGCGUUCCGGGAACGCCUGUGGGAUUACAACCAAGAGGAAUUCGAGACCCCGGCUUCGGAGGAGGACCGAGAACGUGAUCCGGGAUGUAUGAACACCGGUCCGGUUCACCGCAAGGAUAUGGAGCGCAAAAAGAAGAAACUUCUCCGCGAGUGGGCGGGCGCCAAGUAUCUGACGUUUGAGCUGAACCGCCGCGUGAACAUGUGCCAGCAAACCCUGGACGCCGCUCGUCGCAAUCUCGGAGAUCUCGCCGCACCAGACCGUAGCGGCGCAUCCAGCGCCGAGCAUCAGCCGCGCCCGGGAAGGACCGCCGAGCAAAUCGCCGUGCUACAAUCUCGGAAAGAAGAGGCGAAGACGGCGCUGCAGUCGGCACAGACGGAGCUGCAGUCUGAGCACACUCGGCUCGAGCAGACGCCGCCAGCGACACAGUGGGACGAGAUCAAGCGCACGCUGCGCCGCAGUGGAGCACCAGAGGCGUUGCGGCAGGGUUUGAAGGCGGAAAAAGAAGCACUGGACGAAGCGCUGCAGACAUAUGACCAGUUGCUGCAGAAUCUCGCCCAGGGACUGGUCGAGCCUGCUUAUCACAUACCGAACCUGCACGUAUGGCGAGUCCGAAAAGUGUCCGCUGACAACGAUAUCGCUGACGAAGUUUUCGAGGACGACGACGCCUACCAGAAGGAGCUCGCGGCGCAGCUGCAGCAGAACGGCGCGAGUCGGCUUGCGCCCUUUCAGCACGGCAACGAGCAGCUGCGCGCGAUUAAGGAGACCAAUACGGCAGACAGCCUUCCACCGCUCAAUACCAGCGAAGGCACGAGCCAGCGGGUCAUACCAGAGUACGCCAGUGCUGCUGCACCUGUGCCGGAAGGCAGCACGCAUCCACCGGAGGUGACUCAAGAACGCAGUGGGAAGAAGAAAAACAGUUUUUCCUCGUAA